CCUCGCUGUGGCCUGAGGCUCCCGGGCCGGUAGCGUCGCUUUCGGUCGCGCGGACUGGUCGUGUGGAAACGCGGGUCUCCGACGCUCGCUGCCGGCCGCCACUCAGCCUAGUGCCGCCGAGGCUGUCGGCCCGGAGCCCCCGCCAUGGACUUCGAGGACGAUUGUUAUACACACUCUGCUUGCAGGAAUACUUAUCAGGGUUUUAAUGGAAUGGAUCGUGAUUAUGGCCCUGGAUCUUACGGAGGGAUGGAUCGUGACUAUGGCCAUGGAUCCUAUGGGGGUCAAAGAUCCAUGGACUCCUACCUAAACCAGUCAUAUGGCAUGGACAAUCACAGUGGUGGUGGUGGGGGUAGCAGGUUUGGACCUUAUGAGUCUUACGACUCCAGGUCUUCUCUGGGUGGGCGAGAUCUGUACAGAUCUGGCUAUGGUUUUAAUGAACCCGAACAAAGCCGCUUCGGAGGUAGUUAUGGUGGUCGAUUUGAGAGCUCCUACCGGAAUAGCCUUGACUCUUUCGGAGGUAGAAACCAGGGCGGGUCUAGCUGGGAAGCACCUUACUCCCGUUCAAAAUUGAGGCCUGGGUUUAUGGAGGACAGAGGAAGAGAGAAUUACUCUUCCUACAGCAGUUUUUCUUCACCCCAUAUGAAGCCUGCACCUGUAGGCUCUCGGGGGAGAGGAACGCCUGCUUAUCCUGAAAGUACGUUUGGAAGCAGAAACUAUGAUGCUUUUGGAGGACCAUCAACAGGCAGAGGCCGAGGCCGAGGACAUAUGAGUGAUUUUGGAAGCAUUCAUAGACCUGGAAUUGUUGUUGACUACCAAAACAAAUCUGCCAGUGUGACAGUUGCUGCUACAAGAGGAAUAAAAAGAAAAAUGAUGCAGCCAUUUAAUAAGACCAGUGGAACCUUUAUCAAGAAACCCAAGCUAGCAAAACCCGUCGAGAAGAUGAGCCUCAACAAAUCACCUACAAAAAUUGAUCCAAAAAAUGAAGAAGAAGAGAAGCGGCGAAUUGAAGCUCGGCGCGAGAAACAAAGGCGCAGAAGAGAGAAAAACAGUGAGAAAUAUGGAGAUGGAUACAGAAUGGCAUUCACAUGUUCAUUUUGUAAAUUUCGAACGUUUGAAGAAAAAGAUAUUGAACUGCAUCUGGAAAGUUCUUCACACCAGGAAACAUUAGAUCAUAUUCAGAAACAAACUAAAUUUGAUAAAGUAGUUAUGGAGUUUUUGCAUGAGUGUAUGGUAAAUAAAUUCAAGAAAACAUCUAUUCGUAAGCAACAGACAAAUAAUCAAACAGAAGUCGUCAAAAUAAUUGAAAAAGAUGUUAUGGAAGGUGUUACUGCAGAUGACCACAUGAUGAAAGUAGAAACUGUUCACUGCAGUGCUUGUAGUGUGUACAUCCCUGCUUUACAUAGUUCAGUCCAGCAACACUUAAAGUCUCCUGACCAUAUCAAAGGGAAGCAGGCUUAUAAGGAACAAAUAAAAAGAGAGAGUGUCUUGACUGCUACAAGCAUUUUAAAUAAUCCAAUAGUGAAGGCGCGAUAUGAACGUUUUGUUAAGGGUGAGAAUCCUUUUGAAAUUCAAGACCAUUCUCAAGAUCAGCAAAUAGAAGGAGACGAAGAGGAGGAGGAAAAGAUUGAUGAACCUAUUGAAGAGGAGGAGGAAGAGGAGGAAGAAGAAGAGGAAGUGGGAGAAGUGGAGGAAGUAGAGGAAGCAGAGGAAGUGGGGGAAACAGAGGAAGUGGAGGAAUUAGAGGAAGGGGGAGAAGGUGAAGGAGUAGAAGGAGCUGGGGAAGGCGAGGCUGCUGGGGAAGGAGAAGGAGUUCGAGAAGGAGGAGGAGUGGGGGACGGAGGUGAAGCAGCAGCAAAGGAAGAGCGUGUCGGCUCCCCUGUUGACCAACCUGAAGAAAAUUAAAUAUAAGGUAUUAGAUUUAAAAAAAGCUUUAAAUUUCUGUCUUAAUGUGGAGAAGGGUAAGAAUUUUAAUAGUUUAAAAUAUGAGACUAACACCUAUGUUGCAUGCAUUCCACACAUUAAAUUUGUUUUAUAUAAUUUCUAAAUGUUUGGCAUUUGUUUUAAUAAAAUGAAGGUAUUAGUUUAGUUUUUAUAGCUACCAAACUUAGAUUCAAUAAAUUGUAUAAUUUUUAAGCUUAAUUUUUAUUACUUUAUUGGUGUUAGGAUAACAGAUGUGUAUUGUCAGUAUAUCUAUUCUAAUCAUUUCAACUUAAAUGCUGCUCUUGGGAGAUUAUAUUCAAGUGUGCAUUAAUGUUUUGAAUACUUACCCUGGAAGAGAUAAAUUGGGCAAGUAUUUUGUGCUCUGUGUAUUUUUUUACUGCAUUGGACAUUGAAUAGUAAUUUGCUUUAAGAUACGCUUUAAGGCUUUUUGUGACCAUGUUACCCUUUGUAGCAAUAAAAAGUGUUUUUUGUUU
Artibeus jamaicensis (Jamaican fruit-eating bat) is the source of this 2414-nucleotide messenger RNA. It is a transcript of the gene ZNF326, whose product is annotated as zinc finger protein 326. Lineage: Eukaryota; Metazoa; Chordata; Mammalia; Chiroptera; Phyllostomidae. Gene Ontology annotation, cellular component: nucleus; DBIRD complex. The transcript has 12 exons. Bases 145 to 1902 code for a protein of 585 amino acids. Gene Ontology annotation, biological process: regulation of DNA-templated transcription elongation. Gene Ontology annotation, molecular function: DNA binding. The record is from RefSeq and is a predicted model, not a curated record.